Periconia digitata is the source of this 1871-nucleotide messenger RNA. Lineage: Eukaryota; Fungi; Ascomycota; Dothideomycetes; Pleosporales; Periconiaceae. The record is from the annotation of a GenBank genome assembly.
CGCUGCACUUGGCACCACUGCCCGCUUUGCUGCCCGGCUUGCAAUCUCUUCGUACUCCAGCAUGCUGUCCAGUUUCUUCAACUGACCCCUGGCCACCCGGUAAACGCUCCGUCUCGUUCAUCUGGGCUCCUGGCGCUAACCGGUGCGCGCUAACCCCUUCGAUCACCGUCCUCAUGAAGAACCGGUCAUGUGUCACCGCCAGCAGCGCUCCGUCAUACUCCUUCAGUGCCUUGAUGAGUCCCAGGAUCGUGUCUGCGUCCAGGUGUGUCGUCACCUCGUCCAGAAUCAACAGCUGCGGCGGCGGCCACAGCAGCUUUGCCAGGCACACGCGAACCUUCUGCCCUCCUGACAGCAACCCCAGUGGUACAUCCGACACCGUAUGACCCUGCAAACCCAGGCUUCCCAGCAACUGUCUCGCCCAUCGCUGAGACCUCCUCUACAGACUGCUGCGAGAAUCGUCCAAAUCUAGCCCGCGGGUGUCGGGUGAUGGUGCCCGCAGUCGGUAUCAAUCCCCCUUCCACCGCGUCAUCCCCGCUGCCCAUAAUCAGGGACACCAAUGUUGUCUUCCCUGACCCGUUGAGCCCUGCCAAUCCGACACGCUGGCCUGGGUGGAUGCUAAGGUUGACGUCGUUAAGCACCGAAACUUUCUUUUUGCUGGGAUAGGCAAAAGAUACUUUCUCCAAGCUGACUAACGCCCCUGGAAACCGAAGAUCGGGAGGCUGCCGAGGGAACGUCAUCUUCACCGGCGCGUCAAAGUCUGGGACAUCAAUCUCUGCUCUCCUACUCAGGUGGUACCCUCCCAGAUCGCGGUUGAGUUUGAAGCGUCCACCCUUGAGACCGACCUCCAUGCCCAUACGCUCGUCUAGUUUCUUCUUACGCGAAGCCGCUUGUUUGAGCUUCUUGUCAUCACCCUUGUCGCGGGCCGCCUUGAUGUUGUUAGCUACUGUCUUCUCCAUGUGUUUCUUCUGUUUUUCUUGUGCGUCUCUCAUCUUGGUGAGGUGUCGAGCUUUCUUGUGUCGUUCGAGCUCGUAGAGGCUGAGGUUGCCCCGGAAGGUCUCGAACGUCUGGUUGCGAAGCACAAUGAGCUCCUCCGCCACCGCGUCGCCAAAGUCGCGGUCGUGAGUGGUGAUCAAGACCGUAGUGCCAGUGAGGUUGUGAAUGUAGUUCUGUAGCCAGAUAAUCGAAGGCAGAUCCAGGAAGUUGGUAGGUUCGUCCAGUAGCAGUACGUCGGCGUACUGUGAGAGAGCGCAAGCUAGGUCGCAUCUUGUCCUCCAGCCGCCCGAGAGUUCACUCAUGGGUCGGUCAAUCCUCUCUUGCUUGAAUCCCAGGCCGAGUAGCACGCCUGUAGCCUUCUUCUCUGCCGCGGACGCAUCCAUCAAUUCAAGUGUAGCUUGAAUGCCCGCCAGCAUCUCCGCCGCAGCACGCGUCUCUUCGCUCAGUACGGUAGGAUCAAUCUCGCUCUCCUCUUGCAGAACUCUUGCCUUCGACUCUUCGAAUCGCUCUUCAAACUUAACCAACUCCUUCCUCGCCAACUUGCCCCUCGCACCACUCCGCCUCUCAGCAAUCCUCUGCGCCUCCUCUAGCCGCCUCCCCAACCGCUCUUGUUCAAUCACUCGCACUGUUUCUUCCUCUGUCCCAUGCUCCUCCUUCUCUUCCGGCCCUACCUCCCGUGUCUGCCCCAGUAGUAGAAUCCGCGAACUCCAUGGGAUCCCCGGGAUGAGCCCUUCGCCCAUGGCCUUCAACAAUGUCGAUUUUCCCGUGCCGUUGCGUCCAACUAGUACGUAGUGUCUUCCCUCGACUAAAUGAAGCGUUGCGUGGCUGAGGAGCUCGCGAUUUGCGACGCUAAUUGAUAAGUCUUUGACCAUGAUCUU